This is a messenger RNA of Drosophila rhopaloa, 5211 nucleotides long. RefSeq names its product protein piccolo-like. The record is from RefSeq and is a predicted model, not a curated record. Lineage: Eukaryota; Metazoa; Arthropoda; Insecta; Diptera; Drosophilidae. The transcript has 4 exons. Bases 74 to 5110 code for a protein of 1678 amino acids.
AAUCGCCUGUCACUUCCUUUUCUUAUUUGGCUGCGCUUGCGCAAGGUUCUGUUCAGAAGAGAGCUCCUGAUAAAUGGCAGAAAACAUGUAUAACCCGCAGCCAAACUCAAGCGUAAUCAAUAACUAUCAGCAAGAUUUACAAGAAUUCUCCUACGGGGAUGCGCGUUACCAACGGGAACGCGACCCAAGAUUGCGAGCCUGGAACGGUAACAGGCGUGCCACGCCCACUCGACGCCCGUGGAUUCCGUACCCGAGGAAUACUCCUCACCAUCAGCGUGUCUUUUCCAUGCCCACGCCAAACCCGUCCCAGUACUCCCCACCGAACUCAUUGGCAUACACUCCAACGAACCCACCGGCGUCCUCCCUGCCGUACACCCCUCCCCACUCGACGUCGGACUCUUCGGCGUACUGCCCAGCCCCACUUAAACCCGUUCAUUUCGGCACCACGCCGGGAUACUACUAUCACGGCUGCUGGUACAAUUCCGAACUACCUCGUGCCAUGCCCACUGAUCCGCAGCAGGUCGCCCAGCAACCAGCGAUGUAUAUGAUGACACAGCAACAACCGCCACUUCAACCCGUGGCCAGAGAUCCUAAUGGUUAUAUUGUGACCCAGCAGCCAUCUCAACCCGUGCCAAGAGCCCCCCAACAACCGGAGAUAUAUUUGAUCAAUGAGCAACAACCCCACCUCGUUGCUGGAGAUCCUAAUGGCUAUAUGGUGACCCAACAGCCACCUCAGCCUAUGGCCAGAGCUCCCCAACAGCAGGAGAUAUAUUUGAUGAAUGAGCAACAAUCCCAACCCAGAGAGGGUUUUAUGGUGAACCAGCAGCCACCUCAGCCAGUGGCCAAAGCUCCCCAACAACCGGAGCUCUAUUUGAUGACUGAGCAACAACUCCAACCCGUUGCCAGAGAUCCUAAUGGUUAUAUUGUGACCCAGCAGCCAUCUCAACCCGUGCCAAGAGCCCCCCAACAGCCCGAGAUAUAUUUGAUGAAUGAGCAACAACCCCAACUCGUUGCUGGAGAUCCUAAUGGUUAUAUGGUGACCCAACAGCCACCUCAGCCUGUGGCCAGAGCUCCCCAACAGCAGGAGAUAUAUUUGAUGAAUGAGCAACAAUCCCAACCCAGAGAUGGUUUUAUGGUGAACCAGCAGCCUCCUCAGCCUGUGGUCAGAGCCUUUAAACAACCGGAGAUCUAUGUGACGAUUCAGCACAAACCACAAGGUUAUCCUCAUGAUUAUAUGGUGAACCAGCAGUCACCUCAACCUGUGGCCACAGCCUCCAAACAACCGGAGAUCUAUGUGACGAUUCAGCACAAACCACAAGUUGAUCCUCAUGGUUAUAUUGUGACCCAGCAGACACCUCAACCCGUAGCCAGAGCCUGCCAACAACCGGAGCUCUAUUCGACGAUUGAGCAACAACCCCGACGCGAUGCCAGAGAUCCCAUUGGUUAUAUGGUGACCCAGCAGCCACCUCAACCUGUGGCCAGAGCUCCCCAACAACCGGAAUAUUUGAUGACUGAGCAGCCACCUCAACCAGUGAUCUAUUUGAUGACGAAUAAACCGCAGGUGCAGGCACCGCCUGCUCCCUCAGAGAUCCGUCCCGAAGUCCAGUUGCCACCGGUGUCUGAGAUCUUGUUGGCACCCUCAGUUUCGGUCACUACAACCGGCGACAAGCUUAUAAUUGAUUUUAAACAACAGUAUUCAUAUCGUUCAGUGCCUGAGAACCGUGAUCCUGUUGGAGACCGCGUAAUUCGCAGUCAAUUUCCAUGUCAUCAAUCACGUCUGAACCAUUGCUUGGGUCAUCAUAAAAACGAAACAGAGAAUGUUGAAACUUCAGAUCAUUCAUCAAUUGCCAUGACAGGACUACCCGCACCAGAACCUAUACAGCCCGAAAUGGUACAGCAACCUGCCAAUAUGAUUCAGGAUCCCAAUUUGUCCUUAAACACGGAGGAAUUGGAAACGGGUCCAACUGAAGUUGGCAAUCAGUCUGGCAAUUUGACUGUGACUCAGGUGGAAGUCGGUCAAAUGCAAGUUAUGCAGGAGGAACACUCUGACACUACGGCUCCACAUUUAUCCUUGAUGCACCAGGAACGGCCUACGAUUUUAAACUUAAGCGACCAAAAUGCGACUUUUGAAAUGGAGCAUCAAGUUGAUACAGUUCACCAGGAUCUUAAUCAGGAAGCCACUCUGGAGAUUUCAGAGUCGGCCAUGGUUAUAAUGAAGGAACCGUUGAAUAACAGUGCUCCACUGCCCGAUCAGAUGAUGGAGCCAUCUAUCACUGCUGCUAUUCCGGGCUCAAUUGAACAGGCACAUAUUAAUUGUUCUGUAUCGGAGCAAAAUGCACAGUUGCAUAUUACCCAUUCGCUGCCAGAGAGUAUUCCGCCAUUAGAGGUUACUGCUGUUCUUUCCGAUCCGACUAAGGCACAAGUUAUUGCAGCUGUUCCGGAGGCUAUCGAAAAAUCGCAAAUUAGUGAUCUCAAAUCGGAGCAGGUUCCAAAAACACUCGUCCCUCAGAUAUCUCAGUCAAAUAUUACUGAGCCUCUGGCAGAGAAGAUCCCACAGCCAAUAAAGCUUUCUACUGCAGCUCUUCUAGAUCCGCAACAACAGGCACAAAUCAUCGCACCUACUCCGGAACCCAUCGAGAAAGGCCAUACUCUAGCUUCCAAGUCGCAGAAGAUUCCAAAAGCACAUGCCUUGCAGAUAUCACAGUUGAUUAUUAAUGAGCAUGUGGCGGAGAAAAUCCCUCAACCAACUAUCCCAGCAUCCUCUUUGGAACCGAUUAAGCAGGCCAACAUUACUACAAACCUUUCAAAAAAUAUCCAAAAGUCGGUACAGAUGCCAAAAGCGUAUAGUACUCCAUCGCCAAAGAAAAACGAGCCAGUGGUCCACGUUCCUCAAUGGCCGCCUUUGGGCAGCCGUCUACGAACGAAGGUAACCCCAAAGCAGGGACCUGUACCACCAGGAAAUAGCUUUCAGAAACAGGAAUCAACGGAUCAUUUGUUGAAGUACAUGCACCACUCGCAUGAAAACAGGAUGAGCCAGCCAACGAUGGUACCGAAAAUACCUCCAACCGAUGCAAAGCGCAACGUUCUUCAACAAAAAAACGAUGUGAAUUCUGAAAAACAAGGUAUAAAGGAAAAAUCACAAAAGCCCAAUAUAGCCAAAACUGAGUUACAAUCGCCAAAGAGUUCCCAAUCGAAUCCAGAAGCUUUUAGUAGCACCCAGCAGGACAAACAGCCUUUAAUCAGUUUAGCAAAUAAUUCUUCGAAGUCAUCCCCACUAGGAAAAAAAAAGGUUACUGCUCCACAAAGUCACCUACCAUUAAAUUCUCAACAUAAAUACAAGGAGCCAGGGACAGAUGCAAUGCUUCGGGUGUCAAAUAUGUUUGAGCUUCUGGAUGAGCCGGAGGUUAACAUCAAGUACAACUUACAGGAAGAUGGUCUGAAUGAAAAUGUGGAUCUACAGAGGGCUACCAAGUCCAAGAAAAUGAAGAGGCGCCUCAAAAAAGAGGAUACAGACCGAAAGAAUCUACUUAAAGCCAAAAAAAAGGCAGCCAAAGAAAUGGCAGACAAAGAAAGGGAAGCCAAAGAAAAUAAAGCCAAAGAAAAUAAAGCCAAAGAAAAUAAAGCCAAAGAAAAUAAAGCCCAGGAAAAUAAAGCCAAGGAAAAUAAAGCAGAAGAAAAUAAAGCCAAAGAAAGGGAAGCCAAAGACUUAAAUUCAUCUAUACCAAAGUCCGACAAACGAAAUCCAAAAGACCAACAACCAAAAGCUUCAAAGCUGGAAAAUAUAAAGCCCGAAGACCUGCAACCCAAAGUCCAAAAGGCAGAUGAACUAAAGCUUGAAAACCCGAAACCAAAAGAUCAAAAGGUCGCCCCUGACCAAAAACCAGAAGAACCAAAGCCCUCAAGUUCUAAGCAACCACCAUCAAAAGAAACCCUCAAAAAAUAUUCGAAAAUUACUAGCCAGGGCGAGUUGAUAAAGAACACAGGAACACAUUUAGUACUUCACGAAAAUGUCGGUAGAAAGUUAGUACCUGAACCUGCUGGACCGCCCUCUCCGCCUAGUCCUCCCCAGCCUAGACCUGGUGCCCCCCCACCUAACCCACAACCUGCACCUGCUGCCAAUCCAGAGCUGAUGGAACCCAGAAGGAAAACACCAAGCCCUAGGUCUAACGAGCUGCAAUCCCUACCAAAUUCAAAAUGUAGCAAGUUCAUUUCGGCGGUUCGUGAAGCCGGAGCUGUGCAAAACAGGACUAAUUCGAACAAGAGGGAAUUAUUUGAAAAUAGAAAGGCAGCUAAAAAUACGCAUACCCCAAUUUUAUAUCUGCGGCCCAAUAUUCCAGCUGCGAAUGACCAAGCGCAAAAUCAAGUUAAACAGGCGGAUACUGCCAAAGAAUUGUUGCAGACAGCGAAGUCAAACCUAAAUAGAGAAAGCCCAGUUCUCCGCCUUCGAAAUCCAUCUCCAGUUGAAGGCCCAUCAGAACCGGAUGUUGGAUCCCAAGAUCAGGUACUAACGGAAAAAUCUGAGAAAUCGGAAGAAUCAGAUAAAUUGGUCAAAUCAGAUCAAUCGGACAAAUUAGAAAAAUCGGAGAAAUCAGAUAAAUUGGAGAAAUCAGAUAACUCGGACAAGGUAAAGGACAAUAACACCCCAUUUAUAUUCAACCCUACCGCAACCUAUUGCAUUGGGAGUAGCCUGGGAGGUAGACUUCAAGAUGUUGCUAACCCAAUACCAAUUGUUUUCAAACUGCCUGAUUUUGAGUCCAACGAAAGUAAGCUUUGGCAGUCAAACAAUGGAUUUCGCGAAAUGUUUAGUGCGCAAGUCAAUACUUGUCCGCCAACUGGUGAAGGUGCUCAAAUUAAUACUCCUCUAGAAAGUACUCCUCCAUUUACUGGUGAAGGUGCUCAAGUCAAUACUCCUUUACCAAGUGGUGGAGCCAAACUAAAAUCGGUCUCUGAGGCAAAACGGCGUCGUGCGUUAAAAAGGGAUUUUUGGAGAAAGGGACCACCGUGCAUUGAAAGGUUUAUCCCAUACCUUCGUUUACAAGCCAGCCUUGCACCUACACGGGCAGUGCAGAGCAAUAAAUUCAACCCACCUAACAAAAUUCACGAAAAAUGAAUAGGUUUCACUUGUAUUAAAGGGUACUGAGUUGCAAAAGCCUUAAAAUAACCAAGUUAUAGCAAAUAUGAUCUUCAAGUAAUACUUGUGAUAAGUUUGAU